AUGCCGCUGUAUCUGUGUCUCACUAUCAUCGAUUUGAGGAAAGCAUUUGAUACAGUUGAGACCGAAGCGGUCAUGAAGGCCUUGCACAACCAAGGCGUCCCUACUCCAAACAUAAGGAUACUUGAGUUGUAUAGGAACUUCACGACCAAAAUUUCCCCAUUUUACUUGAUCGACGUGAAGAGAGUGCUUCGUCAGGGUGACACCAUUUCACACAAGGCAUUCAGUGCCUUUCUGAACACGAUGCGAGGAUUGGAAUGGGAUAACAUGGGAGUGAAAGUUGACGGCCGGCAUUUACACCAUCCUCGUUUCGCUGAUGACAUCUUAUAA
This is a messenger RNA of Necator americanus (New World hookworm), 327 nucleotides long. RefSeq lists its product as uncharacterized. Lineage: Eukaryota; Metazoa; Nematoda; Chromadorea; Rhabditida; Ancylostomatidae. The coding region runs from base 1 to 327 and encodes 108 amino acids. The record is from RefSeq and is a predicted model, not a curated record. The transcript has a single exon.